CGAUUUUCUGUUAGCGUGACAGCUGGCACAAGAAACCAGGCUGCAAGGAUCCAGCUUUCAUCACGUCUGCGACAUCUCUCAUCCAAAAUGUUGAAUAUGUGUGUUGAUGUGCUUCCAGCUGUUUGUGGGAAUCGUAGUCUGGACCAGAGGUCCCUCCCUGUGAGCUCACCUCGAUUUUAAUUAGACGGGAUUUGCCAAUUAACCGGAGAUCACACGCUCUGUUAGCCUUUUAAAAGCGGACGGAGACCGGCUUUCUGCAGGAUCUGUACGGAGACUCUCUGAAGUUUGACAGGGUUUCUGAGCACCCAGCGAGGAUGUCUUCAGCUGUGCUUUGUGCUUCUAUUUUGCUGGUUUGUGCGUUUUCACGUUGUGCUGCUCAGGUAAGCUGCAGUGGCCGAUGCGGUGCUGAAUACUACAGGGGUUACAUGUGCCAGUGUGAUUAUGGUUGCCUCCAACACGAAGAGUGCUGCAAAGACUUUGAGUCCCAGUGCACUACCGGAGACUCAUGUAAAGGGCGGUGUGGCGAGUUCUUCAGAAGAGGCAGGCUGUGCAACUGUGACCCGGACUGUGGGAAGUUCAACCAAUGCUGCCCGGACUACAAGUCCCACUGCGACGCAGAAGAAACAAUCAAAGGACCAGCCAGUAUAACAACACCGGUGAGGACUAGCUCAUGUGAUAGAGUAAACAAUAAUAAACCCAAAGAACCUGUUAUAAAGGAACCAGUUGAGUCAAGUUCGACAUUCGUUGACGACGACGACAGCAAAGAUGACCAAUUCGAUCCAAAAUAUGUAGAAACACAAGAUCCACAAGAUGAUUUCGAUCUGUAUGACCAGACUUUUCCAAACCUCCCUGAUGAUUCCUCUUCCGAGACUGGACAGGACUACCUGGAGGAGAUACCUACCCCAGACACCACCAGUGGUUAUGAGCCCAUGUCAACGAAGCUGCUCGAGGUUGUACCCACUGACCCCACCAAGCCAAAUGCUCAGGACUACCCUGACACAGAGCUGAUACCGGAGGAUACAACCACAAUCUCUCCUGAGUUAGAGGAGGCAACUACACAACCCUCCGAUGAUAAGCCCAACAAAGAUAAUGCCAGCAUCUCCCCACCCAGCCCUACCAAUGAAGAAGUCCCUACUGACAGUGCAGAGUCCGAUCCCACCAGCCAAUCUGAAACAGGAACAGCUCUCCCUCUGUCCACGCCCACCACCGCAGAUGACGCCCAAGAACUCCAGUCAGGAGCGCCGACUGAAGGCGGCGAGGUGCUUCCUGACAGACCUACUCCAGGACCGCAGGAUGAGUACACCUCCCCUCCUCAGCUAGAGGUCUUACCUUCUCAUCCAGACCCUGACCAGGCAUCCAGCUCAGACAUGAGCCAAAGCCCAGCCACAACCCCAGCUUUCAUUGCGGUCACAAACACGGCUUCAGAGACCACAGCAACCACGAACGGCGCCUUCUCAGAGCCAGCCACCACCACCCCGUUUCCAGUCACCUCCGCCUCAAUGACAUAUGACCACGCCCCAGUAACCACGAUCUCCUCCCUCUCAGACCCAGAGUCUGAAAGUGGUCUCGGAGGAGUUACCCCAGAGAGCUGGACUGAGCCUGGACCUCAAGAUGAUGCCCAGACCACCGUUACCCCCUCACCCAAAGACUCAGCGCAGGAUUCUCUUACAACAGCAGGGACAACUGCUGAUUGGACUAAAGUCACUCCAGCUCUAACCGAGGCCUCAUCGUCUAAGCCUGACUCAAAACCCCUGCCUGAUCCCAGCCCAACCAAGCCAUCCUCAAUUAAGCCGAGUCUGACCAAACCCACCCCUAAGCCCCCGGCCAAGCCUAUUGACACCGCACAAACUCCGAAUAUAGACAAUACCAGAGACUACCAAGCAGAUGACAGCAACGAUACUGAUCUCUGCAGUGGGAGGCCAACCAGUGCAGUCACCACGCUCAAGAACGGCACUAUGGUGGUUUUCCGAGGACACUACUUCUGGACACUGGACAGAAACAGGGUGCCAGGCCCUGCCCGUGGCAUCACACAAACGUGGGGUAUCCCUUCUCCCAUUGACACCGUCUUCACCCGCUGCAACUGCCAGGGCAAAACGUACAUCCUCAAGGGAGCACAGUAUUGGAGGUUUGACAACGAUGUCUUGGACCCCGGCUACCCCAACCUCCUCGUGAACGGCUUCGAUGGGCUGCGGGGUCAAAUCACAGCUGCCCUCUCCGUGCCUCAGUACAAGCAAAGGAGAGAGUCCGUCUACUUCUUCAAGAGAGGGGGACUGGUCCAGAAAUAUUCGUACAAGUUUGGCACCAGUCCAUCAUGUGGCAGGAAAGUCCAGCAUACCGUACACACUUCACACAGCCGGAUGACCCGCCAAACAGUGUCUUCUCUAGAACCAGCCAUUAACAUCCAUACGUCCUGGAGAAGAGUCCCCUCAACCAUCACAUCGGCUGUCUCCGCCCCCAGCCGCAGGGUGCCAGAGGGCUACAAGUACUACGUCUUCUCAAGAUCCAACUACUACAGCGUCAAGAUGAAUGGGGAACGUCCUGUUGUUGGUUACCCUCAAGCCAUCACAACACCCUUGAAGAACUCAUCCAAAGACUUCUUCAAAUGCCCAAAGAAGGUCUGACAGGGCACCACCAAAAAGCUAAUACACUGCCUCUCAAACAGAAACUUUAUUCAGAUUGCAAACUUUACUACAUUUAUUCAUAAAACAGUGAUUCAGCAUGGACUGUUUACAAAAGGUACUUCACAAGUACUAAAAAAACAAGCUUUAGAGUAAGUGAACAAAAUCGUGACUUAAGAUACAGAACUUGAAAAUGUACACAGACUUUGGCAUACUGUGUUUAAAAUGUCAGGAACGGCAUCAAGAUCUUGAAUCACGGUCGACAUGCUGGAUGAGUUCAUUAUCUGGCAAAUCGCCUCCCUUGCAUACCUCGUGAAGGAAAUGCCUGCCCUAGUUGCAAAAUGAAAUAUGUUAGAUGAAGUCUAUACGAUGUAAAAAUGAAUGUAUUAAAUGUGCAAUGCAACAUUUUUAUCAACACAUUAAAAUCUAUAGAUAAUA
This is a messenger RNA of Lampris incognitus (smalleye Pacific opah), 3056 nucleotides long. RefSeq names its product proteoglycan 4b (gene prg4b). The coding region runs from base 315 to 2621 and encodes 768 amino acids. The record is from RefSeq and is a predicted model, not a curated record. NCBI's taxonomy places the organism in Eukaryota, Metazoa, Chordata, Actinopteri, Lampriformes, Lampridae. The transcript has 16 exons.